GAAGGGGCAGAGACUGAGAAGAUGAAGGUUCGCCAUACAGCUGUCCUUGCUACACUCCUUCCUGUCCUAAUAUCUGUUUCACUGUGUGCAGGAGCAGCAAUUUCUCUAGAAGCUGAGAAGAUCCCAAAGUUUUGGAAUGACAAUGCCAGAGAGACAUUGAUGGCAGCUCUGAAUCUAAAUCCAAAUGUCAACAAAGCCAAGAAUCUCAUUAUGUUAUUGGGAGAUGGAAUGGGCGUGUCCACAAUUACAGCAGCUCGUAUAUACCAGGGACAGCUGGCUGGGCAACCUGGAGAAGAGAAUGUUUUGGAGAUGGAAAAGUUCCCACACGUGGCUCUCUCCAAGGUGUACAAUGUAGAUGCACAGGUUCCAGACAGUGCUGGCACAGGAACUGCCUACUUAUGUGGAGUUAAAGCCAAUUCUGGGACUCUGGGAGUGAGCGCCGCUGCUGAUUAUGGAGUCUGCACUACUGCCAAUGGAAAUGAGGUGACCUCUAUCCUUCAUAGAGCUAAACUAGCAGGUAAGUCAGUGGGUAUUGUGACAACCACGCGUGUCCAGCAUGCCUCUCCAGCUGCAUCCUAUGCUCACAGUGCCAACCGGAAUUGGUAUUCGGACAAUGAGAUGACUGCGAAUAUGGUUAAUAGUGGCUGCAAGGAUAUUGCAUACCAGCUUGUGCACAACACAGACAUUGAUGUGAUUCUGGGAGGUGGACGAGUCUAUAUGAAUGCCAAGGGGACACCGGACCCAGAAUACCCAACCAGUUCAUCAAGUCGAGCUGUUCGAAUAGAUGGUCUUAAUCUGACUGAUAUAUGGCUGAAAAAAAGGCCGGGGUCCAAGUAUGUGUGGAAUAAACAAGGCUUUGAUGCUGUAGAUGAAACCACAACAGAUUACUUAAUGGGGCUAUUUGAACCAAAAGACAUGAAAUAUGAACUAAGUCGUGAUCCUUCCAUGGACCCAUCCCUAGCAGAGAUGACUGAGAAGGCCAUCAAGAUCCUGAGCAAGAAUCCCAAAGGAUUUUUCCUUUUUGUAGAAGGUGGCAGAAUUGAUCAUGGCCAUCAUGCUGGCAUUGCUAGGAAUUCCUUGACUGAGGCUGUUGAGUUUGACAAAGCCAUUCGCACAGCUGGGCAGCUGACCUCAGAAUCUGACACACUGACUGUCGUGACUGCUGACCAUUCUCAUGUCUUCACCUUUGGAGGGUACACAGAUCGUGGUAACAGUAUUUUUGGCUUGGCACCAAACAGAGGCAGUGACCUCAAACCAUUUACCAGCUUGCUGUAUGGGAAUGGUCCUGGAUUCAAGCUCACUAAUGGACAACGAGAAGACAUCACUGGCGUUGAUACUGAAAACUCCAAUUACAAACAACAGGCGGCUGUCCCAGUCUCUUCAGAAACGCACGGAGGAGAGGAUGUGGCCAUCAUGGCUAAAGGCCCCUUUUCUCAUUUGUUCCAUGGCAUCCACGAGCAGCACUACAUUGCCCAUGUGAUGGCCUAUGCGGCCUGUCUGGAGCCCUAUAGAGACUGUACACCAUUAAAAUCUGCCUCUCCCCAGAACUAAACAUGUUUCAGGUUGAUGGUUGGGAGUUGUUUUGGUAUUGACAGCAGAAAGUUAUAAUUGGCAGUUUUCAAAUUUUUUUCAACUUAACUUUUUUUUUUAUAUAUUAUCUUAGUCACGCAUGUAACAAUUGAUAUGAGGAUAUUUUGCAUUUUUUUUUUAAACAAUAAAAGGCUUAUUUCAUUCAUUCAAAAGAUAAGUGUUCAUAUUUUACAGUGAAAUGGAGGCUUAACCACACAUACUGUACAAACACCAUGUGAGUUUACCACAGGCCUCUCUUGACACUUUGCAAAUGAGUAAUCCCGAGAGCACAUGAUGAUGAAAUGUAUUAGUUCUGACAAAUGGAAAAUCUGGACUUCUUUUAAUUUGCAUUCUCAAUUGAUUCUCAUUACUUUUCAUAAUUGUUUAGAAAGAAGCUCACCAUAUAGCUGCCAAUACUGUAUAAAUACAGACUUCAAUUUUACAGCAAUUCCACUGUGGGGCAGAAGAGUACAAUAAAUGAACACUGCAUUCCGCAAGGCCAUGAGCAUAGCGAUCAGAGCUGGAAAUAACAGAUCAGCUGAAAGGUCACUCAAUACCUGUCAGUCGAACUAGUAAAAAAAAAAGAUGCAUAAAGUAACAUUUGAUAAGAUAGUAAAUGUAAAUGCCAAAGUAGUAAAAACACUAAUGAUGAGAUGCAAAAGUCUUCUGAUAAAUACUAGAGAUGAACAAA
Molecule: messenger RNA, 2260 nt
Organism: Rana temporaria (common frog)
Lineage: Eukaryota; Metazoa; Chordata; Amphibia; Anura; Ranidae
Product: alkaline phosphatase, tissue-nonspecific isozyme-like
Exons: 11
Coding region: 22-1551 (509 amino acids)
Biological process (GO): dephosphorylation
Cellular component (GO): plasma membrane
Molecular function (GO): alkaline phosphatase activity
Source: RefSeq, a predicted model, not a curated record